Messenger RNA from Gorilla gorilla gorilla (western lowland gorilla), 1807 nucleotides. RefSeq names its product WAP four-disulfide core domain 5 (gene WFDC5). The transcript has 4 exons. Gene Ontology annotation, cellular component: extracellular region. Gene Ontology annotation, biological process: antibacterial humoral response; innate immune response. The coding region runs from base 96 to 467 and encodes 123 amino acids. The record is from RefSeq and is a predicted model, not a curated record. Gene Ontology annotation, molecular function: serine-type endopeptidase inhibitor activity. NCBI's taxonomy places the organism in Eukaryota, Metazoa, Chordata, Mammalia, Primates, Hominidae.
UCUCUUUCCUCUCCUAAGUUUCUCUGGCUUCCCUGAGGCUGCAGGUGUUAAUCUGGGGGGCCCUGGGCCCUGGGCCCUGAGCCGGCAGCAGAAAUAUGAGGACCCAGAGCCUUCUCCUCCUGGGGGCCCUCCUGGCUGUGGGGAGUCAGCUGCCUGCUGUCUUUGGCAGGAAGAAGGGAGAGAAAUCGGGGGGCUGCCCGCCAGAUGAUGGGCCCUGCCUCCUAUCGGUGCCUGACCAGUGCGUGGAAGACAGCCAGUGUCCCUUGACCAGGAAGUGCUGCUACAGAGCUUGCUUCCGCCAGUGCGUCCCCAGGGUCUCUGUGAAGCUGGGCAGCUGCCCAGAGGACCAACUGCACUGCCUCAGCCCCAUGAACCACCUGUGUCACAAGGACUCAGACUGCUCUGGCAAAAAGCGAUGCUGCCACAGCGCCUGCGGGCGGGAUUGCCGGGAUCCUGCCAGAGGCUAAUUCUGAUUUAGGAUCUGUGGCUCUGCACCUAAGCUGGGGACCAACGGAAAGAGUUCAUGGUGGGAGGCCUGGGGCCCUGCCCGCUGGACAGCACUAUCUCUUCCAGCGGUGGUUCCAGCCUUCUGAUAAUCACUGGCCUGCUGACACUUCCCUGCAACCCAUCCACCCCUGGUUUCUCCUCCUGGGAGUCAAAGUCCAUAGCCUGAGCUCGGAGGAAGGCCUCUGUAUCACCCCAGUACCCUGCACCACUGCCAUACGAGCUUCCCACCCUUCCUGACACUUUCACACCAACCCGUACGUGCUGCUUCCUCCACCAAAAAUGCCCAAUUCAGGCAGACCCUGACCUCUCCCUCAGGCAGCCCAACCAUCCAGAAUGAAUAUUCUUGCAGAGUUUUCCAAACAUCAGUCGUUCACCUCUUUCAUGAUUUUCACCAUACCUACAAAAUAGCACCAUGAUAGGUUGCACGCUGCCUGUACCACCAUUUACUUAAUGUUUUCUUUAAAUGACUCACUUUUGUAUAUAAAUACAUUCAUUUCAAAAGAAAAUUGAUAUCACUACUAUAAAUGAGAUAAAGGAGAUCAAUUGCCACAAAUGGAAUUAUGAAAACAAAUGCAAUGGAAACAGCUCAGUUCCAUUAAAGUAAAUCAUGUCAGAUUAAAUGAUAUUAAAUAGUGUUAUUAAACUCUAGCUAGCUACAGCCACCUGCCAAGACUGAGCCUGAAGCCUCUACUCACUCUAUGUUUUUGGUUUUUUGUUUUUUGAGACAGUCUCAUCCUGUUGCCCAGGCUGGAGUGCAGUGGCACGAUCUUGGUUCACUGCAACCUCUGUCUCCCGGGUUCAAGCGACUCUUCUGCCUCAGCCUCCCAAGUAGUUGAGACUAUAGGUGCCCACCACCAUGCCUGGCUAAUUUUUGUAUUUUUAGUAGAGACAGGUUUUCACCAUGUCGGCCAGGCUGGUCUCAAGCUACUGGCCUCAAGUGAUCCACCUGCCUCAGCCUCCCAAAGUGCUGGGAUUACAUACGUGAGCCACCGCGCACGGCCAGCCUAUGUUUUAAUCAAUGAAGAUUUAAAGGGUUAAAGAUGCAAACAUUGGCCGGGCACGGUGGCUCACGCCUGUAAUCCCAGCACUUUGGGAGGCUGAGGCAGGCGGAUCACGAGCUCAGGAGAUGGAGACCAUCCUGGCUAACACGGUGAAACCCUGUCUCUACUAAAAAUACAAAAAAUUAACCGGGCGUGAUGGCGGGCGCCUGUAGUCCCAGCUACUCGGGAGGCUAAGGCAGGAGAAUGUCGUGAACCCAGGAGGUGGAGCUUGCAGUGAGCGGAGAUCGCACCAUUGCACC